Aedes aegypti (yellow fever mosquito) is the source of this 2587-nucleotide messenger RNA. Its product is annotated as GATA-binding factor A. Bases 894 to 2345 code for a protein of 483 amino acids. Gene Ontology annotation, molecular function: zinc ion binding; DNA-binding transcription factor activity, RNA polymerase II-specific; RNA polymerase II cis-regulatory region sequence-specific DNA binding. The transcript has 6 exons. Gene Ontology annotation, biological process: positive regulation of transcription by RNA polymerase II; cell fate commitment; negative regulation of transcription by RNA polymerase II. The record is from RefSeq and is a predicted model, not a curated record. Lineage: Eukaryota; Metazoa; Arthropoda; Insecta; Diptera; Culicidae.
AAGGGGAUAAGACGGCGUUUUUAUGAUAAUUUUUCGUGUGGUUCUGUCGCGCUCUGGUUUUCUUGCGUAGGAUAUUUCUGCGGGCCCGUCGUUGCUCGUUUUUUUGCGGUAUUGAAGCACGCUUUCGGAAGUGGGUGGUUGAAGAUCUUCAUAAACAGGGGGGCGACGGUGUGUUAUCAAGAUAAGCUUGUAGUGUGCUGAUUGCUUACCGAUUACGGUUGGUUGAAUGCUCACUGAUUGGUCCUCGUUGACAGAUAGCGGAAAAUAGAGCUGAUGAAAACAGAAUAUCGGAAGCCGAUAGAGGAAGCUGUUGAUGAAGUGAUUAUACCAUGUUUAAUGAAUAAUUUAUCUCUGCUAUUGUGAGAUAUUGUGGUUUUAUUAAUACAAAAGUAAUCACUCGAGAUUACCGACUUACGAUAGCGAUGCUGGUGGCUAGUGUUUAGUGGAUUUUGUUUGUGGUGUUGUUUGUCUAUACAACGUGUUUCGCAAAAAGCAGGAUUCGAGUGAUCGUGUGUGGGUGGUAGCUUUUAUAGAUCUGUAUUUAUGUGAUCAUCAUUAUCAGAGAAAGGCAAAAUGUAUCUACGGCUUAAUUGAAGGCUCUCUAAACGAUCCGGAUUUCACGGUGAACUCAGUGACAAAAACACCAAGAAGAAAACUGUUUCUCAGUGAAUUCGUUGAUGACAAGGACAAGGACAAUUCCUUGCAAACAGAAAAGCGAAUAACUGGAGCCAUUCCAAUCAUCAUAAAGGUGAAAACUGCGUCAGCAUUCGGUUGAAUUUAUAUAGGAUCGUUCCCAACUCUUCGCAACAUUGUAACGUGUUCCAUUACAAGUCAUUAAUCGCUGCUCCCCCUUUGGCAGCAAAGCACCAGCACCAGUAAGGUACCAGCAGAUCAUGUUUCACUCGACUGCAGCGGCCGCGUACUCCGAUAUGACAGCAGCUGCGGUAGCCACGGGUAAUUCCGGAUCGUAUCACCAAACGGCCGCCGCCGCAGCAGCUGCCGCCAAUGCCCCAGUUUAUGUGCCGUCGAACCGAGCGCUGGGCCACUCGCAGUACGGGCACGCAGCGAACUUCCCCACGCAGAAUGGGUGGCCCACGGAUGGAUUUGGCACGACCCAUACGCAGCUACCGCCUCAGUUCUACGCGCAAAACGUGAUGAUGGGCUCCUGGCGCGCCUACGAUCCAACUGGAUUCCAACGGACGUCACCGUAUGACAGUGCCAUGGACUUCCAGUUCGGCGAGGGACGGGAGUGUGUCAAUUGUGGGGCCAUCUCAACACCACUCUGGCGUCGCGACGGCACCGGUCACUAUCUUUGCAAUGCAUGCGGGCUCUAUCAUAAGAUGAACGGUAUGAAUCGUCCCUUGAUAAAGCCAAGCAAGAGAUUGGUGAGUACUGCCACCCGUAGAUUGGGUCUUUGCUGUACGAACUGUGGCACCCGAACGACGACGCUGUGGAGAAGAAAUAACGACGGCGAACCGGUGUGCAAUGCAUGUGGCCUGUACUUUAAGCUGCACGGUGUGAAUCGACCGUUGGCGAUGCGCAAGGACGGCAUACAGACUCGGAAGCGGAAACCGAAGAAAACGGGCACCGGUGGCGCGGCGGACGUGAUGGCCCUGGUAGGCGCCAAAAAGGACGAUCUGAGCGAUGGAUCCCACCUACAAACCGAUCGCAACGGGAACUCCAAAAACCUAUCGUCCAGCCCGAAAACUCCAAGUCUAACAUCGCCACCCCUAAGAUCUCUCCACAUUUCCCCGCACCACCAUCACCAUCACCAAUCGUACAACCUUCCCUCUUCGCUGACAUCCUCUCACCAUGCGGCGUCACUGAACCUCGGUGGCAAAUAUGAUCUCUCAUCCCUAUCCACGACAGGAUCGCUAGGCAGUAUUGGCGUGGGAAGUGGUGGCAAUGGCACCGGCACGGUUUCCUCAUCCCACCAACAGACACACAACACCUCUCACAUCUACAGCACUCCAACGUCUAAUCCGAAUCAGCAUUCGGCCGGAAACAACUACAUGCACAAUACCGGCGCCAGCAUAGGCUCGUCCCCAUUUGGCCAGAUCAAGUCGGAAUCCAACCCUCUGGCAUCGUCGACACCGACUUCGGUGGCAUCCAAUGGAUACGGUGAUUAUAUGAACAACUGCCUUCAAAGUGGAUACUUUGGGGGUACAUUCGGUUCACUACACUCUCACCAUAGUCCCCAUUCGACGGGCAUGGGAGGAACGGUCAAUGGCACCCUGCCCCAUACCCAUCAUCACCACCACCAUCACAGCGCAGCUGCCGAUCUCGCCGGAUAUCAUCACCAGCACAACGUCAUACAGGCAGCCAAACUAAUGGCCUCGUCCUAAGCAGCACCGCAAGCAGAAUUUUCUAUACGAUUGUUAAUAGUACUUAAUUCACUUAAGUUCCUCGCUUCAACUGCUUGUUGAGUUCACGAGGGCACAACAGUUCGUUUCUUGUAGGCAGAUUCGACACCGUUAGGUGAAAAGACUUAUGGCAGAUAAGAUUUAUCUGAGCAACAUAAUAUCUGUAAAUGACAAAUUGUAUAACGAUUUAUUGGCUUGUUAGGAAUAAUUAGAGGUAGCAUUUU